AUGGACACCUCCACUCAGGACAGCCUGUCCGAUGGCAAGAUUGGCCAUGCGGCCGACCACGUCGAGACCUCGACAUCUGUCGAGAACACCGAGAAGAAUGAGAAGAUCGACACCACUCACACCGAUGAGGCAAUGAAGGUUCUGGCCCGUUAUACUGGCGACGAAUCGUGGGAGCCUUCUGAGGAGAAGCGGCUCGUCCGGAAGAUCGACUGGAAGCUCUUACCCCUUCUGUGCCUGACCUAUGGGUUGCAGUAUUAUGACAAGGCAAUGUUGUCUCAAGCAGCACUCUUUGGCCUCCGCGAGGACCUAGGUCUUACCGUCGGCAAUAGGUACUCCAUGUCAGCGGCCAUUUUCUACCUAGGGUUCAUCGUCGGAGCGUACCCAACCAUGUUUCUUGCGCAGAGAUAUCCUAUCCACCACGUGGCAUCGGGCACAGUCACGCUGUGGGGCAUAUGUCUUAUUUUGACGCCUGUCUGCCACAAUUAUCAGUCGCUGUAUGCUCAGCGGUUCUUCUUGGGAUUGCUUGAGAGCGGUAUCUCUCCUAUGUUCAUGGUUAUUGUUGGCGGCUGGUACAAGAAAGAUGAGCAGGCUCUACGCAUGGGCAUUUGGUACGCGUGUACCGGGUACGUGAGUAUCUUCAGUCCAUUAAUCAACUAUGGCCUGGGCCACAUUAAGGGUUCCCUGUCGUCUUGGGAGUAUAUGUAUCUCUUCGCCGGUGCCAUCACAAUCAUAUGGGGAGUGAUCAUUAAUUUCGUGCUUCCCCCGGACCCCAUCAACGCGCGGGGGUUUGAUGAACGCGAGCGGUAUAUCUCCGUGGCUAGGAUGCGCAGCAAUAACAGCGGAGUGCGUAAUACUCAUUUCAAGAUGGGUCAGGUGGUCGAACUCCUUCUUGAUAUCAAGUUUUGGUUGAUUUUUCUCACGGCUUUUCUUGCCAUGAUCGCCAAUGCCCCAAUUUCUACGUUCACGCCAAUAAUCAUUAAUUCCUUUGGUUUUAGCACCCUCGAGUCACUUCUACUUGUCAUUCCCUCAGGGUUCUACGCCGGAACCAUGAUGUUGAUCCUCCCGUGGAUCUCGUACAAGUAUAUGAGCAAGGGGAUCCGCUCCUGGCUUGUGGUUGGCUGUCAGCUUGUCACAAUGGUUGCGUGUAUUCUUCUACUAACCCUGCCGCUCAAUCAAACUGGUGGGCUUCUCUUUGCGUGCUAUAUCAUGCCAACUGUGGGUGCGGGUUACGCCGUGCUUAUGGGUCUUCAAAUCGGCAAUAUUGCCGGCUACACCAAGCGUUCGCUUUCUUCUAGUGGCCUGUACAUUGGCUACUGUCUUGGCAACUUCGUCGGGCCGCUUUGCUUCAGAACACAGGACUACCCACGAUACGUCCCGGGCUUUAUCGUCACCGUUGUGACGACUGUUAUUGCCGGAAUUCUCGUUCUCAUUUACCGAUACGUCUGCCUCCGUGAUAACGCCCGCCGCGAUGCUUCUGGCGUUCUUGAGGGCUUCGAGAACGCGUAUCAGGAUGAUUUGACUGACAAGACGAAUCCUCAAUUCCGGUACACUGUUUAG
This is a messenger RNA of Aspergillus calidoustus, 1557 nucleotides long. NCBI's taxonomy places the organism in Eukaryota, Fungi, Ascomycota, Eurotiomycetes, Eurotiales, Aspergillaceae. The record is from the annotation of a GenBank genome assembly.